Molecule: messenger RNA, 5322 nt
Organism: Betta splendens (Siamese fighting fish)
Lineage: Eukaryota; Metazoa; Chordata; Actinopteri; Anabantiformes; Osphronemidae
Gene: col18a1a
Product: collagen type XVIII alpha 1 chain a
Exons: 41
Coding region: 105-4427 (1440 amino acids)
Cellular component (GO): basement membrane
Source: RefSeq, a predicted model, not a curated record
UCUGCCUUGUGGAGUGUGUGGAUACAGAGCUGGAGGGAAAGUGGCUGUGUGGACAUGUCAUAGUUCACUCUAGGCUCCUGAUCAAGACUUGGCAUUGAGACAAAAUGAAGACCCAGUUUGGAGUUUUGGUUUUUAUAGCCCAGGGGCUGCUCUACUCCGAGGCUUGGUUCUGGUCCUGGUCCAGUACCACAACUGCAGCCCCAGCAGUGGAUCAUGAGGGCUCUGGCAGUUUUCCAGGAAGUGGGGAGCAACUACAAGAGGAUGGGGCUGCAGCAGAGAUCAUUAAUGAAGGACAUGGGAUCCAAGAGGUGGCUCAGACCACUGAGCGUCCUCCACAGACCACUCUUAUACCUACAACACAACUGGAGAAUGACUGGGCGCCAGAGAUGAGCACAGAGGAGGGUUCAUCACUCGCAAGUACACCUGGUAAUAGCACAGCUUCCAUAGAAGAAGACAAUGGCGUCUCCCUGCUGCAGCUCAUCGGGGAUCCUCCUCCCAGCGAGAUCAGCCUCGUCUACGGCCCCGAUAACAGCCCCAGAUACGUCUUUGGUCCCGAUGCCAACGUGGGCCAGCUGGCACAAACCUACCUGCCCAAUCCGUUCUACCGGAACUUUGCUCUCAUCUUCAACCUGAAACCCACCUCCGACAAUGGGGGGGUUGUCUUCUCCCUCACAGAUGAACAACAGCAGAUCAUAUACGUGGGCGUGAAACUGUCGGCUGUGCAGGGGGGCCACCAGCACGUGAUCCUGUACUACACCGAGCCCGACUCACAGGCGUCCUACGAGGCUGCCCGGUUCCGUGUGCCCUCCAUGAGGGACACCUGGACCCGCUUCGCUGUCGCCGUGAGAGACGAUAAAGUGAUGCUCUACCUCAACUGUGACAUAGACCCCCAGGUGAUGCGCAUUGAGAGGUCCCCAGAUGAGAUGGAGCUGGACGCCGGCGCCGGAGUGUUUGUUGGGCAGGCCGGAGGAGCCGAUCCAGACCGGUUCCUGGGGGUGAUCGGUGAGCUGAGGGUGGUGGGAGACCCCAGUGCUGCUGAGAGACACUGUGAAGAGGAGGAGGAUGACUCGGACGCGGCAUCAGGGGAUGGAAGUGGCUACGCGGAGGCCAGGCCCACAGAUCCAGCUGUGAAGAGACUGACGACAGCUCCUCCGUCUUCUCGACCCAUUCAGCAGCCUCCACUCAUCAGGAGAGAUGAGGUGUCCAUCACACGGGAGACGGCCAGUGACUCUCAGCACAUUUCAGUUUUAGUGAAGCCCAGACCCAGUGCUCCUGGGUCACCAGGACCCGCUGGGCCUAAAGGAGUGAAGGGCGACAGAGGAGAGAAAGGAGAUAAAGGAGACAGGGGUCCAACUGGGCCGAAAGGAGAGACAGGCAGUGGCUCCAGCUUACGUGGUGGAACCCGUGGGGAGAAGGGUGAACCUGGAGAAAAAGGAGCCAAGGGAAGCGCAGGAUUUGGCUACCAAGGAAAGAAGGGUGAGCCUGGCCCCCCUGGACCAGCUGGGCCCCCUGGACCUCCAGGCCCCGCAACAGAGCUUUCAGUUGGUAGUGAUGGCUCAGUUGUUUCCAGGGUCCCUGGACCCAGAGGACCUCCUGGACCUCCAGGUGUCCCAGGCUCUGAGGGACCACCAGGAGCAGAGGGAGAGCCAGGGGAUCCGGGUGAGGAUGGAAAAACUGGGCCAGAGGGACCUCGAGGAUUCCCAGGAACUCCAGGCGACCCUGGACCCAAAGGAGAGAAAGGGGACCGUGGAGAGGGCCAACCUGGCCCCAAAGGCCCCCCGGGCCCACCUGGACCACCAGGACAAGGAUUACGAUCUACUUUCGUGGACAUGGAAGGCUCAGGGUUCCCUGACUUGGAAUCUUUUCGGGGUUUACCUGGGCCACCAGGUCCUCCUGGUCCACCAGGUCCUGCUGGUCCUUCUACAACUGGCACAAUAACAAGUUCUGGGGCUUUUGGCCCACCAGGAAAGGAGGGGGCACCUGGUAAACCUGGCCUGCCUGGAUUACCCGGGGCUGAUGGCAGCCCAGGUGCUCCUGGACCCAAGGGAGAAAAGGGUGAUUCUGGCGAGCUGGGUCUUCCAGGAGCAGUUGGACAAAAGGGAGCUCAAGGAGAGGCUGGCUUACCGGGACCUACUGGAGAGCCCGGACUGGCUGGUCUUCCUGGACCCAUGGGGCCAGUUGGGUCACCUGGACCUCCCGGACCUCCAGGACCAAGCUAUCGCGUUGGAUUUGAUGACAUGGAGGGGUCUGGUGGAGGUUUUACCAAUGGACUUCCUGGUAUCAGAGGACCACAAGGAAGACAAGGCUCUCCUGGUGUACCCGGACUCCCAGGCCAACCUGGACAACCUGGAACACCAGGUCCAAAGGGCAGCGAAGGUCCUGCAGGCGGGGAAGGACAGCCAGGCCUGGAUGGCUUCCCGGGGGCUCAGGGACCAAAGGGUGACAGGGGCGACAAAGGAGAGAGGGGCGAACCCGGUCGAGAUGGAACCGGACUCCCAGGUCCACCUGGCCCACCUGGACCACCAGGUCAAAUCAUCUACCACACAUCUGGCAAUGUUGACAGUGUUAUUGGCAAUGCUGGACAUCAGGGUCCUGUUGGACCUAAGGGAGAUAGAGGAGACCCUGGUCAUCCAGGCUAUGGGGUAAAGGGGGAAAAAGGUGAGCCAGGAUUGAUCAUAGGCCCUGAUGGGAAUCCUUUGCAUCUGGCAGGAUUAACAGGUCCCAGGGGAGAGAGGGGGUUACCUGGACCUGCUGGACCCACUGGCCCCUAUGGACCUCCUGGAUUAAAGGGUGAAAUUGGAAUGCCUGGAAGACCUGGUCGGCCUGGCGUUAAUGGAUACAAGGGUGAGAAAGGAGAGUCCGGAGGAGGAGCUGCCUAUAGCUACCCGGGAGUCCCUGGCCCACCAGGACCACCUGGACCACCUGGACCCCCUGGCCCUGCCAUUCCUUUAGACCGCUUAAAUCGUCAUGAUGAAACUUCGAGGAGUUACACAGCAAUUAAAGGAGAAAAAGGAGAGCGAGGACUCCCAGGAUUCCCAGGAACAGCCUCUAAUUUUGACAUUUACGCAUUCAAGAGUGAACUAAAAGGAGAGCCUGGUGUGAAGGGAGAAAAGGGAGAGCCAGGUGGUGGCUAUUAUGACCCACGUUUUGGAGGAGUGCAAGGCCAACCAGGGCCUCCAGGGAGACCAGGACUACCAGGUCCAAAAGGAGACUCAGUAAUUGGCCCUGCUGGACCCCAAGGACCAGCAGGGCCUCCAGGCAUUGGUUACAAUGGGCACCCAGGUCCUCCUGGACCGCCUGGACCACCAGGACCUCCAGCAUCCCCAGUACCUGGAACUUACGGGCCCAAUUACUCUGUCAGUGUCCCUGGACCCCCAGGCCCUCCUGGUCCCCCAGGUAGCCCCGGCCUCUCUUCUGGUGUCACAGUGCUGAGGUCAUAUGACACAAUGAUUGGUACAGCCAGACGCCAGGCGGAGGGGAGCCUUAUCUACAUCAUCGACAAAGCAGAUCUGUAUUUAAGAGUACGUGAUGGAGUACGCCAAGUCAUGCUUGGAGACUACAGUCCCUUCUUCAGAGAUUUGGAGAACGAAGUAGCAGAAGUCCAGCCUCCUCCCGUGAUCCUGUACCCCCAGUCCCAGGACCAGUCCCAGAGUAAUGGAGCUGGUCAUUAUUCCCAGGGGGUUCCCGUCAUCCAACCCAUUGGUCCCCCACCACAGACACCUGUAGAACCCAUAUAUCCCCCACAGUAUGAUUCCAGGUUCCCAAACAUAAAACAAACAGGUCAUACAGAUGGAAGCCUAGCCACCCAACAGACUGAUGGCAGGUACUCGGCGACUCCACCGAGACGACCAAGUCCACCUGUCCCACAGCCCGGUGUCCACGUAGACGCAUUCCGUUCAGUACUUCAUCUUGUGGCCUUGAACGCCCCUCAAACUGGAAACAUGCGAGGAAUCCGUGGCGCAGACUUCCUGUGCUUUCAGCAGGCUCGAGCUGUGGGUCUGAAGGGCACCUUCAGAGCAUUCCUGUCCUCCAAGCUCCAAGACCUCUACACCAUCGUACGCAGGACGGACCGGGACAACGUCCACAUUGUCAACCUUAAGGACCAAGUCUUGUUCAGUAGCUGGGAGUCACUCUUCAGUGCUGAGGACACAAUGAGGGACAAUGUGCCCAUCUACUCUUUUGAUGGUAGAGAUAUCCUCAGGGACAGUGCAUGGCCAGAGAAAAUGGUCUGGCAUGGAUCGAGCACCAAAGGCCACCGACAGACGGACCACUACUGUGAAACAUGGCGGGCCAGUGACCGUGCUGUAACUGGUCUGGCAGCUUCGCUACAGAGUGGACACCUUCUGCAGCAAACCUCCAGUAGCUGCUCCGGCUCCUACAUAGUCCUCUGCAUUGAGAAUGCCAUUACAUCCCAUUCCUCAAAGUAAAUCCCAUGUUUUUUUGUCCUUGUAAUGUUUGGGCCCUUGUUACACAGUUUUAAUGCCCAAGCAGGAACGUGCUUCAAUUCCCUGAUAACCUGCCAUGUGACCACGUGGCGUCCAAUGAACUGGCCCGUGGAUCUAUGCCUCGCAGAGACGCUUUGUCAUGUCUGCUCCUCCCCUCCUCAAAUGCCAAAGAGGUGGAUCCAACCAAGGAAUGCUGGUCCAUUUUCUUAGGGGCAUUGGCACAUACUUUCUUCAAGGGGUGCAACAACAAUGGAGAAGCUACUGCUUCUCAAAUUGUAUCUGUUUUUUAAAGAUCCUGUGUAUGACAUGUUUGUUGUUAGUGUUCUUUUUUGAUGUUAUCAAUGUUUUACCAUUUGAUUGUUUUUAAAAAAUGCUAUAUCCAACUGUUUUUUUUUUGUAUUUUUAGAUAAUAAUCAUUUUCACUUUUCAAUUAUCUUUUAGAAUAAUGGGUGACAAUGGGGUACAGCAAACAUUUAAGGACUACUUUAAAUUUUAAGAGGAUGAUAGAUAUUUAUUUUUGAAUGAAGUUAUAUAAGGUUAAUCAUAAAAUCAUUUUGGAAAAAAUAAAACAAAGCUAUUCAAGCCAGCAGAGAUAAGAACCUGCCUUACCGUGGGCUCAGAGCCCUAUGAGUCAGCAGAUCCACAACAGCCCAAGAGAACGCUGAGCAGGAACAGGUCACUGCCUCUUUUGUAGCGGCUGCUUUAAAGAUUAGGACACGCAGCGAAGAAUGAGACAGAAGGAUGCAAUGACCUGCCCAUUGUGCUACUGAUGUCUUGACAGGACCUGUGGAUUUCAACUUUUAUAAGAAAAUGUGCUGUACUGUUUCUCCCAGGCACUGAAUUAAAGUCUUCUUCAACCGCAAAGUGAUGUAAUGUA